Salpingoeca rosetta is the source of this 1561-nucleotide messenger RNA. RefSeq lists its product as uncharacterized. NCBI's taxonomy places the organism in Eukaryota, Choanoflagellata, Craspedida, Salpingoecidae. The record is from RefSeq and is a predicted model, not a curated record. The transcript has a single exon. Bases 92 to 1360 code for a protein of 422 amino acids.
CCCCCCCCCCCCCACACCAACACCGACCACCAACACCAAGCCAACCACCAACCACCAACCACCAAACCACACUCGCCUGACCACAGCAGAGAUGACGACCACAGCCGACUCUGCCAAGGCACCGGCCACAGCCAGCUCUGACAGCACCAUUGGGUGUGCGUGUGAGAAGGUGAUUCCUCGCGUGGACUACGCCAGCCCAGAGCUGCGGCAGCGGCUGACCGACCACAUCCGCUCGCAUGGCGUCGUGGUGGUGGAGAAUGUCUUCACGGACGCGGAGUGCAACGCCGCCAUGGAUGAGCUUGCGGAUUCGCUCCACGCGCUCUCCCCGGCGCUCACCCGAAAGCCAAAGACCUGGACCCGCGAAAACCUCCCCGCAGGGCCGCGGCAGGGCAUGUACCACAGCCUGGUGGCCCAGUUCCCCGUGGUGUGGGACAUCCGCAGCGACGACCGCGUGCACAACGUCUUCCAGCAUGCCUACAGCGGCCUGCGCGGGCGCGAGAUCACCCGCUUCGUCACCAGCUGCGACGGCAUCAACGUCAAGCCGCCCACCGCGCCUUUCCACGACCCGGAGAAGGACUGGGCCCACGUCGACCAAACCCACGACACAGACAACAUCUUCAAGUGCAUCCAGGGUCAAGUCGUGCUCACCAACACGACGGCCGCCUUCCGCUGCUCCCCAACGUCCCACCACUACCUGCAAGAGCUCCUGGACCUCGAUGGCGGGUGCCGUUCCGCUGUCUCCGACUUCCACCUCUUCCGCGAGGACGGUUGUCGCGCCAUCGCCGCGUAUGUGCGCGCAACCGGUGGCGCCUACCAGACGUGCGUCCACGCCAGAAAGGGCAGCAUGAUCCUCUGGCUCUCCUCCCUCGUGCACUCGGCCAAGGGCCAGGACAAGCACGCCCCCAUCGAUCGCAGUGACCCCUGGUCGCAGUGGCGCGGUGUCGUCUAUGUCUGCCACCGUCCAAGGGAGGACGUGGACGAGCAGCACGUGAACACCCUCGAGACAGCGUUUGCGUCGAACCGCGUCACAAACCACUGGGGCAGCAAGGUGUUUCCCAAGCGCAACCGCCGCGACAGGACCACACGCACUGGACUUCUGGCCCAGCUCUCUGCUCGCCCGCAGGACGCGUUUGCGAUUGCAAACCUGCGCCCCCAGCGCACGGCACGUGUGGACGCCCUGCUGCGUGGUGGCGAGUGGCCAGUAGCAAACGGUGCUGUCGACGACGAUGAUAGUGAUGGUGGGGACGACCAGGAGGCGUUGGCAGAUGAGGAUGUGUCGGUGAAUGAGGAUGGAGCUGAUGGCAGUGCACAACAGGAGCACAGCGACCAAGAUGAUGACGACGCGAGAGGGAACGCGUGAUUUGGUGGGAGCGAGUAGAAGAGGGUGCGUGUGCACGUGUGCGUGUAUGUGCGCGUGCGUGUGCGUGUGUGUAUGUGUGCGUGUUGCUGUCUGAAGGAACCAAUGGAUGACGGAUACAUGAACAGUGAGUGCAUUUUAUUUUGUCAACGCGUGUCUCGGCAAGUGAAUCGCCUCAACCACAUUACAUGAACCAAGCAGACA